CGCACCACCAUUUUUGUUUGGACAAUGGAGAAUAAUCACUAAAAAUAAUAUAUAGAACUAGUAGUAAUACAAUUUAAAAAAAAAUCGCCGCAAAAAUGUUCAACGGCAUGGUAAAGACCAUACGUGAAAGCAUUGUUGGCACCUAUCCAUCCUGUCAUGUGAAUUCACGUCUGGAGGAGCGUCGUGCCAAGCAGAGGGCAAUGCGCCAGGAACGAAGGCGAAAGCCGGACAAACCAGACGAUUUUGUUACCUAUGAGGACUCUGGCAGCGACGAGGAGUCGCCCCAACAACAGGACGAGGUGCUCAACACAUCCUACAAUUUGUGCGACUAUCUACGGAGCAGAGAAAAUUCGUUACGCGACCGCCGCAACGUAAAUGUGGAAUAUACAAGUCGUUAUGUGCUCACCCACGAUAUGUUGCGUGAGACACAAAUCAGUUUGGGUUACAUCAACAAGGUAUUCUGCUCGAAAUGGCUGAGCAACCGACAAGUGGUGUUUGGCACCAAGUGCAAUAAGCUGCUCGUCUACGAUGUGAAUAUGCGUCGUGUGGACGCGAUACCCACCCUAUCCAACAGUCGUGCCAAUCAUCCAGAGAUCCAAGGUGGCCUCCAUGCAAUCGAAUUGUCUCCAAGCCGCUCAUUUCUAGCCACGGGUGCACGUAACUCAUCCGACAUUGCCGUCUAUCGGCUGCCCACACUUGAUCCGGUUUGUGUGGGCGAGAACGGACAUCGCGAUCUGAUAAUGGGCAUGUGCUGGCUGGACGAUCAGUUUCUUGUCUCCGGCUCCAAGGACUCGCGCAUGGCCCUGUGGCGCAUCAACGAAGAUCACAUGGACUUCCCGGACGGCGGCGAGGAAUCGUGCCCCACAUUUGCAACCAUUCAUCCGCUUAGCGUUAAGGAAGUGCGCACCGCCCAGCGAAUACGUUCACUGUGCUUCAACAAGGAGUUCAAGGAGAUCGCCGCUCUCUCCCUAAACGGAUACAUACACAUUUUCAACGCAGAGACAUUCAAGCAGACGCUGUCACGCAAGCUGCCCAACUGUCAGGACAAUGUGAGCAUUGCGUACCAUAGCGAUGGCCUCUAUGCCGUCGGCUGUCGCUCGUACACGAUUCUCCUGGAUGCGCGCACGCUGCAAACGAUCAAGAAGAUCACAUCGCGUUACAGUGGCUGCGGCAUUCGCGCCACAUCGUUUGAGGGCAAUCUGUUGACAGUGGGCACCGGACUGGGCAUGUUGCUUUUCUACGAUAUACGGGCUGGCAAGUAUUUGGAAAGUAGCGUGAAUGCAUCGCGAACCGUGGCUCUCAAAUGUAGCAAAGGCAUUGUGUAUCCGGAGGAUGAAAUGGAUGGCUUCCAGCAGGUGAAAUAUGUUCCUGCGAUUUACACGCACUGCUACGACAGCACAAGAAUGCGUCUGUUUGCGGCGGGCGGGCCGCUGCCUGCCACCUUGGUUGGCAACUAUGCGGGGGUUUGGCAAUAGCUCCACCGUCAAACGACUAGUUCGAAUGUUUAGGCAAUAGUUUAUUAUUUGUUUUUAUACCUGUCGCCGUCUUGGCUGCGAUGUGCGAAAUGUGAUUUUUGAUUUCUCUGCUGAUUUUGACUAAUUUCCUUUAGUUUUGUAUGUAAACUAAAAACAUACUUUCACAUAUAUAUAUAUAUAUAUAUAUAUAUAUUAAUUGUAUAAUUUUUGUGUUUGUCUUAUAUAAUGAUAAUGUAUGCAUAAACUUCGCAUAGGUUUAGCCAAUUACAGCUCGUAUUUAUACAGUCUAUAUAAAUUAUACACAAUUGAUUUUUUAAGUUUAUACAUACACACUCGAAACAAGCAAGCAUUGAUUUUAUAGUCUGAUCUGUAUUGUAAUAGAAUUUGAAAUUAAACUAUCUACAAAUGCAAUUUGCAUAACAAAA
Messenger RNA from Drosophila grimshawi, 1900 nucleotides. RefSeq names its product DDB1- and CUL4-associated factor 12 (gene DCAF12). Bases 96 to 1475 code for a protein of 459 amino acids. Lineage: Eukaryota; Metazoa; Arthropoda; Insecta; Diptera; Drosophilidae. The transcript is spliced from 4 exons. Gene Ontology annotation, molecular function: protein binding. Gene Ontology annotation, cellular component: Cul4-RING E3 ubiquitin ligase complex. The record is from RefSeq and is a predicted model, not a curated record.